UUUUUUUUGGCGCACCUGAAAAAAUGAUAGAAAUAUUUAGCUCGCUGGCUUUAGCCUUCACGCUUUUAUUGGCGGUGGUUCUGGCUCACAUAACUGCAGGUAUGAGAAAAAAGAAAUUAACCAUCGACAGAAAAGGAGAGCUCAGCAACAAGUACAAAAUUGAUUUUGAUUUAAUUGCGCAACGAAUGAAACGUAAGAAUGUAAUAAAUGUCGAUGACAUAAGUGACGAGGAAUUGUUAGUCAUUCUGUUCACAGCGAAGAAGUUUGAGUCUUUGCUAAAAAAUAAGGAGGACACCAAGUUCCUGGACAAUAAAGUUUUCUGUAGUAUCUUCCUGGAGCCUAGUACAAGAACGAGAUGUUCCUUCGACUCGGCAAUUUUGAGACUGGGUUCGAAGGUGAUAAAUAUUACGGACAUGAAUUCCACGUCAUUUUACAAAGGGGAAACUGUCCAGGACGCGUUCACCAUUUUUGCGAAAUACGUGGACGGGAUUAUAUACCGGGAUCCCUCGAAUAACAAUGUAGACCUCGCCGUCGCCUCGUCCGACAAGCCAAUCAUCAACGCGGGAAAUGGCACAGGGGAACACCCAACGCAGUCUCUCCUUGACUUCUACACCAUAUACAACUUCUUCCCACACAUUUUGGAAAGAGACAUAAACCAAAAAAUAAACGUCGCCUUUGUUGGAGAUUUAAAAAAUGGAAGGACUGUCCACUCACUUAGCAAAUUACUUAGCAGAUAUAAUGUCAAUUUUAAUUUUAUAUCAUGCAAGUCGCUGGACAUUCCCGAAAAUAUUGUCCAUAUUAUAACGAACAAUUUGAAAAGUAACAAUUUCUACAAUGAAAAUUCUAUCAGAAAAUAUGACAAUUUGGAGAAAGGAUUAAAAGACGUGCAUGUGAUAUACAUGACGCGGAUACAGAAGGAGAGGUUUUCGGACUUAAACGAGUACAAUGCGUAUAAGGAUGCCUUCAUUCUGGAUAACAACAUUUUGAAGAAUACCAGGAUGGAUACAAAGGUCCUGCACCCCCUUCCCAGGGUUAACGAAAUAAAAGUCGAAGUUGAUAACAAUCCCAAAAGUGUGUACUUUUUGCAGGCCGAAAACGGGUUGUAUGUGAGGAUGGCCCUGUUGUAUCUCAUUUUUUCGUAA
Plasmodium cynomolgi strain B is the source of this 1142-nucleotide messenger RNA. RefSeq names its product aspartate carbamoyltransferase. NCBI's taxonomy places the organism in Eukaryota, Apicomplexa, Aconoidasida, Haemosporida, Plasmodiidae. The coding region runs from base 24 to 1142 and encodes 372 amino acids. Gene Ontology annotation, biological process: 'de novo' pyrimidine nucleobase biosynthetic process; amino acid metabolic process. The transcript has 3 exons. The record is from RefSeq and is a predicted model, not a curated record. Gene Ontology annotation, molecular function: amino acid binding; aspartate carbamoyltransferase activity.